AUCCAUGUGCCAGUAUCGAUAUAUGAGCAACGUGAUCUCAUUUAGAUUAGGGAAUGGAAGUCAAAACACAAUGCCAGGCAUGAGUCCCAGAAAGUGGCUGUUAGUUGUGUGUCCGGCUGUUCUCUUCGCCAUUUCAUCCAGGCAACAUGGUGUUACAGGGCAAUCCGUCAGAGACUGUGUUCCACUGGCUGUCCCUAACUUUACGUCACCAAAGUGUGACUCAUGUCGCUGGCACCAGGUGGCGUACGAAGCAGUGACGGGGGAGAGCCUCACAUUAAACUGCUCUGUCAAUGUCACGGGACCGUAUUUAAAGAUGUGUCUCUCAAGACCCGGGGCGGACCAUCCCCCUCCAGUGUGCAGGGAAUGCGAUUCUUCUAUAGGAACGCUGUGCACUGUUAAUACAAGCGUUGUUAACAUUAACAGCAGUAUACAGUGGACAUGUGCUGUCUUGAUGAUGAUGGCGCCGCCAGGUUGCACCACUGAACGGGCUAACAAGCUGAAUAUCACUGUUAAAGCAAGGGCACCGUUGACCGCAACCGAUGGCAACUCACCGCAUAAUGUCUCGGUACACGUUGGGGACAAGGUGAUGUUUAACUGUACUGCGUCUGGAUACCCGUCUCCAACCGUAUGCUGGAGACAUGGCAACCGCACUCUACUCAACUCAACAGCGAAACAUAUUAUAUUUCCAAAUGGAACGCUACAGUUAAAAAACGUGAACGCGAGUGAUGCAGGGGACUAUGUAUGCGAGUGGUCAAACAGACUGGAGACUAACACAUGGACGGCAAGUCUGACCGUAACGGACAGCUCUAAUUCCACCCCACCGCCAUCCACAGCGGAGUAUAUAUUCGGAGGCUCCGUCCUUGGUGUGAUGCUGAUCGCUUUAGUUGGCUUUAUCAUAUAUCGUGUCGCUCAUAACAAAACUGUUGGCAACGGCUACACCCAAAUAGACGACUCAACGCCACAUUAUUAUCAGCGACAAACUCCAACAGUUGCCCCCGGGCAGGCCGUUCAAGAAGGGAGUUCAAAUAAUAACAAUAGCAGCAUUCUCCACGACGGCUAUCAGGGAAGUUGGAACGACACUGACAAUGGCAGCGAGAGAGCUUACCGGUCUAUGUCAGCAGACGACCCGCGGGGUGGCAUUUUAACACCAUCAUUCCAAAAUGAAGAAGAAGAACCGUGGCUAUCAUCCUUAUAUGUGACAAGUUCAUCAAGGGUAGAGUCAGAUCGAUAAACAUUUCGUUCCAGUUCAAACUGAGAUCUGGACAUACGCUAGUAUUAUCUUUUCAGGUUAGAUGGAUUAUAAUUACCAAUUCAAGAAGACAAGUCUUGUUCAACUACUGUUCACGUAUAGUUCAAUCGGUGACAUAUCUUUCAAAUAGGCCUUAUUAGGGCUCAGAUAUAAAUGAAAAUCACGUCCCUCCUUUUCGAGAAUGAUGAAAAGCAGCACAACAAAUGACAUGUUGUGCCACUGUAUUCACUGAGAUUGUCCACAUUUCUCCUGC
Lingula anatina is the source of this 1502-nucleotide messenger RNA. RefSeq lists its product as uncharacterized. The record is from RefSeq and is a predicted model, not a curated record. NCBI's taxonomy places the organism in Eukaryota, Metazoa, Brachiopoda, Lingulata, Lingulida, Lingulidae.